AAUAAAAGAAAAAAAAAAGGUCGAACCAGAUCAGAUCAGACCCACGCAAAUCACUUCCCCAUUCCCUCGCCGCCGCCGCCGCCGCCCCGUCGAGAUCCUCCUCCGCGGCGGCGCCGCCAUGCUCCGGCUCCGUUGCAGCCUCCUCUCCCAGCUCCUCUCGUCUUCCCCCGCCUCUCCCAUCUCCCACCUCAGCCGCCUCUUCUCCGCCGCCGCGCCCGCCGUCUCCCCGAACCCUAGCUUCGCGGUGGCGGACUACCUCGUCGCCACCUGCGGCCUCACCCGACCCCAGGCCCUCAAGGCCUCCGCCAAGCUCUCCCACCUCAAAUCCCCUUCCAAGCCCGACGCUGUCCUCGCCUUCCUCGCCGGCCUCGGCCUCUCCGGCGCCGACGUCGCCGCCCUCGUCGCCAAGGACCCCAAGUUCCUCUGUGCCAGCGUGGAGAAAACCCUGAGCCCCAUCGUCGUCGGGCUCACCGGCCUUGGCCUGUCGCGUUCUGAGAUCGCACGCCUGGUCUCGCUCAGCCGCGCCCAGUUCCGCUGCAGAUCCAUCGUCUCAAAUCUGCAAUACUGCCUGCACCUCUUCGGCUCCUUUGAGAAGAUCCUCGCUGCUCUCAGGUACGGCUUAUGCCUUCUCGCAGCCGACCUCGAGACAGUGGUCAAGCCCAAUGUUGCCUUCCUGCGUUCCUGCGGGCUAGGUGACUGUGACAUUGCCAAGUUGUGCAUCGCUGAACCAUGGCUGCUCGCCUCAAACGUAGAGUGCGUCCGGGCAAUGGCAGCACGCGCCCAAGCUAUUGGUGUGCCCUGUGGCUCUCGGAUGUUCAGGCACGCGCUGAAGGCUGUUGCAUUCCUCAGCAAUGAGAAGAUCGCCGCCAAAGUGGAGCAGUUGAAGAAGAUGUUCAGGUGGUCAGAUGCCGAGGUGCGCAUUGCUUUGUCCACGCUUCCAUCUGUGCUGAUGAGGUCUAACCAUAUGCUGGAGAGCAAGUCAGAGUUCCUAAUCUCCAAGGUGGGGUUUGAACCAGCAUAUAUUGCUCAUCAUCCGGCAUUGCUCACAUACAGCCUGGAGGGCCGGAUCAUACCCCGCUACUAUGUUGUAAAGUUUCUCAAGGAAAAUGGACUGCUGGAUCAUAACCGGAGCUACUAUUCUGCAGUCAUUGUGAUGGAGAAAGUAUUCGUGGACAAGUACAUAUCCCCUCACAAGGAAGUUGCACCAUACCUUGCUGAAGACUAUGAUGCCGCUUGCAGAGGGGAAGUGCCGACUAGAUUCAAAUUUACAUGAAAAUUGGUAACAGUACGGCACAACGAUAUUUUUUACAUUCCGUGUUAUGCUAUUCAUUCCUGAUUUGGUGUUCUUGGCCUAACUGAAUUGUAGCUGUCUGCUAUUGAUAAUCUAUAGUAUGUUCGUUACAUGCUGAUUUGAUGGUGCUAGUCUAGGAUGAAAUUGGCAAUCUGAUAUGAGAGUAUUGGUAUGCUCAUUAUGACAUUCAGUUAGAGAAGAAAGCAUCAUACUACUGCUUGUGAACUCUAAGGUCACACUGACAUACAUAUUGGAUUUACGGGAAUCUUUGUGAAAACCAUGGAGCGGCUGCUCCAGCCAUGGAUACCCUUCAUUUCCACCUCGAGAUAGGAGCCAUGUCAGAGAAAGCAAUGCAAAGUACUAAGCACUCUCUGACACAUAUCCCCACAAUAUUACGUUUGAAAUGGAUGGCGUCCAAGAGUGGACCAGUGGUUUCAUGGAGGUGCACCUCAAUCUGUAUUUUCAUGAAAGAAGGUUCUCAUUUUGGCCAAAGAUGACACAGACUUCCAAAGUUUCUCUGGAUGGAAGUAUGGUUAUCACCGCCAAGGAUGCAGUUUGGAUCUAGUAUGUUGGUUGCUUGCUCUAGUUCUUCUAAGAUGAAAAUCUUUGUUCAUAGUCGGAGCUGCGUUGUUUGGCCGCAGGUCGACAUGUUGUCGAUAUGGGUGGGCUUUGCCCUGUGUGUCUCAGUUUAUGGGAGUGGGCUUGGCCCUUGUUGUUCCGGUUUUUGUCCGGUUUUCCAUAAUUAACUGGGCAAUUCUCUUCUGCUUAUUUAAUAGAUGAGGCAAUCUUUGCCUCCGUUUCAAAAAAAAAAUAAAAAAUCUUUGUUCAUCCAGCAGUAGCUUUGCUUAUAAAACUGUUGGGAAAGCAAGUCAUUGUGUACUACUCAGUAGUUUGUAUUCAGUUUUCCCCUUAUAUUCUUUGAUUGAUGGCCUACU
Molecule: messenger RNA, 2226 nt
Organism: Triticum dicoccoides
Lineage: Eukaryota; Viridiplantae; Streptophyta; Magnoliopsida; Poales; Poaceae
Exons: 2
Coding region: 119-1273 (384 amino acids)
Biological process (GO): regulation of DNA-templated transcription
Molecular function (GO): double-stranded DNA binding
Source: RefSeq, a predicted model, not a curated record